This is a messenger RNA of Leptopilina heterotoma, 1365 nucleotides long. RefSeq names its product probable basic-leucine zipper transcription factor F. NCBI's taxonomy places the organism in Eukaryota, Metazoa, Arthropoda, Insecta, Hymenoptera, Figitidae. The coding region runs from base 1 to 1365 and encodes 454 amino acids. The transcript has 2 exons. The record is from RefSeq and is a predicted model, not a curated record.
AUGUCAUUGUACUCAAAAUUGUUACUUAGUGGUGACAUAGAAAGCUGGAAAUCGGAAGGAUGCAGUUUUAAAAUAAGGGAUCGUAAAUAUGUUUACAAAAAUGGAGAGUAUGAAAAGCAACAUCAAGACAACCAUAACCUGGGAAAAGAGGAUCAUAGAAAGAAAGAAAAUUGUUAUGAACAAUAUUUUGAUGAUUUUAAAGAGCAGGCUGAUUACGAGAAUCAAUAUUAUUGCCAAAAUGAAAACAAACAAUUUAAUGAGUAUGGACAAGUUACACCCAAUAGUUACAAACAACCAUGGAACCACCAACGGCGAAAAAAAAAUCAACGACAGAGUCAACGAUUCAAUAGCAGAAUCUAUAGUAAUAACGGUAUCAACAACCAAAAUAUAAACAUGAAUUUCAGAAAAAAUUAUCAAACUAUGACAUCACAGGGAUACGAAAAAGGAAAUUUCUAUAACAGCGAUAGGAAUUUUAAAGAGUAUAACAUCGAUUCAAGAAAUUUACAAUAUAGAUUUGCGGAAGAAGAACAAGAAUUUAAUGUCAGAAAUGAAUACAGAAGAUACAACGAUAUACAAGAUGAUUAUAGAAUAGAGCGGCAGAAGGAUUAUGAAUAUACUGAUUACGAAGAAUCAAUACAUGAUUAUGAUUUCGUAACACCACCAAUUCGUUUUAAAGAUUCGUCUACAAACCAAAACUCUUUAGAGGAUGAAAAACAAUCUGAUUAUAAUGUCUCACCCUCUGUAAAUGAACCACAACUUGAAACAGAAAGCGAAAAAUCAAGCGAAGAAGAAGAAAACAUUAGUAUUAUUAACAUUAAUAAUACAAAAAAUCUGAAAGAAGAAAGAACUCAAGAGCAAUUACGCAGCAAAAAUGAAGAAGGAAGAAAAUUAGAAGAAUUUAGGGAUGCAACAAUAAAUCAAAAUGCCAAACAUCCAAUAGAAAUGUCACAUAAAGACGAAAAUCCUGCAAGGAAUAUGACAAUUUCUUCUGUCACGAGUGUAAAUCAAGAGAUAUUAGAAGAGGUCCAAACUUUAAACAGAAAAUCUGACAACUUUGUAUCAAUAAUUCAAGAUUAUUCUGAGGAAAAACGGCUACUAAUAAUAAAUGAAGACAAUGAGACAGAGAAUGUACCAGAUGGAUUUACAAUUGAAAUGAAAAGUGAUAAACUGGACACGGAAAGUAAUGAAAAGAUGACGACAUUAAACAGUGACACUCAGCAAAAUUUGCGUUUACCAGGGUCAAUGUCAUUCGUAUGGGAAGUCAAUUUAGUAAAACCGAAAUUAAAAGUUGUUAAUAAAAGAAAAUGGGUUCAUAAAAUCCAAAAAGAAAGGUCAAAUGUGAAAGGUCAUUUGAAAAAAAAUUAA